Echinops telfairi (small Madagascar hedgehog) is the source of this 975-nucleotide messenger RNA. RefSeq names its product olfactory receptor 10A2. Gene Ontology annotation, molecular function: olfactory receptor activity; G protein-coupled receptor activity. Gene Ontology annotation, cellular component: membrane. The transcript is spliced from 2 exons. Gene Ontology annotation, biological process: G protein-coupled receptor signaling pathway. NCBI's taxonomy places the organism in Eukaryota, Metazoa, Chordata, Mammalia, Afrosoricida, Tenrecidae. The record is from RefSeq and is a predicted model, not a curated record. Bases 1 to 975 code for a protein of 324 amino acids.
AUGUCUAUCCUUAGUCCUACACCGAUGGCUCAAGGAAAUAGGACAAAGGCAAGUGAGUUUAUCCUCAUGAGCUUCUCUUCGCUACCUACUGAAAUACAGUCAUUACUCUUCAUGACGUUCCUGAUCAUUUACCUUGUUACGCUGAUGGGAAACAGCCUCAUCAUUUUGGUUACCUUGGCUGAUUCUAUGUUGCAAACCCCCAUGUACUUCUUCCUGAGAAACUUGUCCUUCUUGGAGAUUUGCUUCAACCUAGUCAUUGUACCCAAAAUGCUUGGGACUUUGCUUGCCCAGGACACAACCAUCUCCUUCCUUGGCUGUGCUAUUCAGAUGUACUUCUUCUUCUUCUUCGGAGUGGCUGAAUGCUUCCUCCUGGCCACCAUGGCAUAUGACCGCUAUGUAGCUAUCUGCAACCCCCUCCACUACCCAAUCAUCAUGAACCAAAUAACCUGUGCCAAACUGGCUGCUGCCUCCUGGUUUCCUGGCUUCCCAGUAGCUACUGUGCAGACCACGUGGCUCUUCAGUUUUCCAUUCUGUGACACCAAGGUGAACCACUUCUUCUGUGACAGUCCACCGGUGCUGAAGCUGGUCUGUGCUGACACAGCAAAGUUUGAGAUCUAUGCUAUCGUCGGAACCAUUCUGGUUGUCAUGACACCCUGCAUGCUGAUCCUCUGCUCCUACACGCGCAUUACGACUGCCAUCCUCAAGAUCCCCUCCGCUAAAGGGAAGCGAAAAGCCUUCUCUACCUGCUCCUCCCAUCUUCUUGUUGUCUCCCUUUUCUAUGUAUCUUCGAGCCUCACUUACUUUAGACCUAAGUCUAAUAAUUCUCCUGAGAGCAAAAAGCUGCUCUCAUUAUCCUACACUAUCUUGACACCCAUGCUGAACCCCAUCAUCUACAGCUUGAGGAACAAUGAGGUCAAGAAUGCUCUCAGUCGGACCUUCCGCAAGGCUAUAAGUCUCAGAAACUGCAUUCUGUAA